GCGGCGAUUCAACACCGUCAAGCUGUCGUCCCCUAUACUUCUCUCUCGGACCGUCUCCUACGACGCGAGCACGAAUCCUCCGCGCCGUGGGGUCACACACGGCAGGAUGGCGGACAAGACCGGUAGGAGGAGGAGAUCUAGUAGCAUUCUUCAGGUCUACCACGAGCCGCCCGAGCCCAUUGAGCAGCUCAGCGACCAGUCUGCGCUACCGAAUCUGAACGCGAACUGGGUCAACGCAAAAGGUGCUUGGACCAUCCAUCCGGUUCUGAUCACAUGCCUCAAGAUCUUCUACGACAUCAUCCCUGGCGUCUCCCAAGAAACAUCAUGGACGCUGACCAACAUCACAUACAUGUUUGGCUCGUACCUCAUGUUCCACUACGUCCGUGGGGUACCGUUCGAGUUUAACGGCGGGGCUUACGACAACCUCAACAUGUGGGAGCAAAUCGAUGACGGAGCCCAGUACACGCCCGCCAAGAAGUUUCUACUGAGUGUGCCCAUCGUGCUCUUCCUCCUGAGCACGCAUUAUACCCACUACGACCUGACGUACUUUACCAUCAACUUCCUUGCUGUUCUGGCAGUCAUCAUACCGAAACUGCCAUUUAGCCAUCGCAUGCGUGUAGGGCUGUUCUCGGGUGUUCCUGAAGACUAAGGGAAGGGAUUUUUCGUCGGAGCCUGUGGUUCAAACAGACAUUAGUUUGUCAUCAUCAAGGUACAACAGCGAGCAUCUUACGGGGAAUGGCGGUCUGGGUAUACGGGGUUGGAGAAGCUAUUGUCAUUUUUCUUCUGCAGGGAACCGCUUGUCCAUCGAACAGGAAACAGGAUUCAAGUCGUCCAAGCGGUGUGCGGUGGGGUGUUGGCUUCAAAAGAGCACGUCCGGCACCAGCCGACCUGGGGAAAACAGGAGAACAGUCG
This is a messenger RNA of Chaetomium fimeti, 912 nucleotides long. RefSeq names its product ORMDL family-domain-containing protein. Gene Ontology annotation, biological process: ceramide metabolic process; sphingolipid biosynthetic process; intracellular sphingolipid homeostasis. The record is from RefSeq and is a predicted model, not a curated record. The coding region runs from base 107 to 649 and encodes 180 amino acids. The transcript has 3 exons. Gene Ontology annotation, cellular component: endoplasmic reticulum membrane. Lineage: Eukaryota; Fungi; Ascomycota; Sordariomycetes; Sordariales; Chaetomiaceae.